This is a messenger RNA of Plectropomus leopardus (leopard coralgrouper), 2790 nucleotides long. Its product is annotated as glycoprotein endo-alpha-1,2-mannosidase-like protein. Gene Ontology annotation, molecular function: alpha-mannosidase activity. NCBI's taxonomy places the organism in Eukaryota, Metazoa, Chordata, Actinopteri, Perciformes, Serranidae. The record is from RefSeq and is a predicted model, not a curated record.
AUGGCAAGACUACGGAGGAAAGCUUGUAUAGCUCUGUUUCUUUUUACGCUAUUCAUCUUUGGGACCAUGAUGGGACUGAGGACCCUGAAGCCCAGUGACGGUUUCUCGGAUUUGGCUCCGGGCUUGGAGCUCCUGCCGGUGAUAGCAGGGAAGAUGGACCGGCGCUCCGUGUCCCGUGACGCCACUGCGUCCCCGGGUCAAGCCCAGCCGGCUGGCAGCAACGCCAAAGCAGUUUGGUCCAACUCCGGCCCAGAAGGGACCAUAUUCUAUGAUGUUCACAUCUUUUACUACACCUGGUACGGCAACCCACAUAUGGAUGGCAAAUACAUCCACUGGGACCACAUCCUGGUGCCACACUGGGACCCCAAAAUUGCAUCCAGCUACCCGAGAGGGAGACACAUGCCGCCUGAAGAUAUCGGCUCCAGUUUCUAUCCCGAACUCAGUCCGUACAGCUCGAGGGAUCCGGACGUGUUGGAGUCCCACAUGGAGCAGAUCGGGGCAUCUGCUGCAGGGGUUCUGGUCCUGUCCUGGUAUCCUCCCGGUCUGGCUGACGACAACGGGGAACCGUCUGAGGAUUUAGUACCAUCUGUACUGGAUGCUGCAUAUAGACACAACCUCAAGGUUGCAUUUCACAUCCAGCCAUACAGAGGGCGAAACGACCAGAGUGUGCAUGACAACAUCAAAUAUAUCAUUGACAGGUACGGUGACCAUGGAGCCUUCUACAAGUUCACCUCCAGCACAGGAAAGAGUCUUCCUCUGUUUUACAUCUACGACUCCUACCUGACUCCUCCAGAGUCCUGGUCUGAAUUGUUGACUCCCAGCGGCUCCCACAGUGUGCGCAGCUCGGCCUAUGACUCCAUCUUCAUUGCCCUGAUUGUGGAAGAGCGGCACAAGCAUGACAUCCUUGCGGGAGGCUUCGAUGGCAUGUACACAUACUUUGCUUCCAACGGUUUCUCCUUUGGCUCCUCUCACCAGAACUGGAAGGCCAUCAAAGCUUUUUGUGAUGGCAACAAUCUCCUCUUCAUUCCCAGUGUCGGACCUGGUUACAUCGACACCAGCAUCCGGCCGUGGAACAACCACAACAUGCGCAACAGGGUGAAUGGUCGUUACUAUGAGACGGCCCUGCAGGCGGCGCUGAAUGUGAGGCCAGAGGUCGUCACAAUCACAUCUUUCAAUGAAUGGCACGAGGGGACGCAGAUAGAGAGGGCGGUGCCUAAAAAAACGGUGACACGUGUGUACUUGGACUAUCAGCCGCAUGGACCUGAUCAUUACCUGGAGUUGACGCGCCGGUGGGCGGAGCAGUUCAACAAAGAGAAGGAGCAGUGGCUCAUGUGAGCUUUUCAUCAAACUGACUUGAAACAGCAUGCUGUAGUGGUAGUGUGUGUGCACAUGAAAGGGAAAGAACGAAAGAGGAGCGUGAGUGUAGAGACUGAUCAGUGUAGAUGUGAGUGCACAAGGACUUGUUUAUAACUUGACUAGAUGUUCCUGCAAGUUUGUUUGCAUAUUUUUGUGCACACCUGCUGAUCUGCAAGAACGGGACACUGUCGCAGUGUGAGUUGUCUCGGUUGAGUUUUGGGGAAAGCAGCAUAAAAGGGUUAUUCUGGGGAAUUUGUUCCACUGAGCUCUAAAAGGUCGUCUUUGUUCAGCUGAAUGAACGAUUGUUUAAAUCACACUGAGAAAACUGUCAUCGUGUAAGAACCUCGUUUCCCUCUCUGUAGUAAAAUAAUAGAAUUGAUUACAAUAGUCAGACAUUUUUAUGGUUUUAUGGUUUUUGGCAGACAUUUGAUUGAUUCACUCUCAUAGCUGCCUAUUAAAUAUGAAGCUACAGCCGGUUAGCCUAGCUUAGCAUAAAGACUGGAAACAGGUAGCCUAACAAUAACAAAAUUGUCCAGCAGUUCUAAAGCUAUUUUAUUAACCAAUUAUACCUCGCGUUUUUGUCCUCCAAAAAUCAAAGUCUAACAAUGACGUUUUACGACUAUUUCUUAACCAGGUGCAGUGACUUUCCUAAGUCUUUGGCGACCUUAUGGCUAUGUCGAUGUUAUCUAACACUCGGUAAGAUGGCAAAAAUGUUUGUUUUCCAGUGGGUCAUGAGUGCAGUGUCAUGUUAUUUUGAAUUAUUUGGUAAUAAUGGUUUUGUAUCAUCUCAGAUUUUGGUAAUUUUAUCAGAGAGACUGCUAAAGUGAAGCCCCUUUAAAGAUUAUAUAGUAUAAUAGUAAGUAAAAAAAAGUACCUUAAGCAUGUUUUCAUUUAUAGCACACAUACAUACACUCGCCACUGUGCUAACCGGCAGUGUUCAGAGUCAGAGUAUGUCGAUCUAUUUGGCAAGUGAAGAGAGUCAGACAGGUCAAUGCAGUGUCAUGAGGCCAAACUUGGUCUUAAGGUUGUAAAAACAGUCUGAAAUUUGAUAAAUUUGACUAAUAUUCAUCUGAGUUUUGGUGUAAUUUGCAAAGGAAAGGAGCCAUGUUGAUUGUGGGUAUGCAAUAACUUUUUUCACCUAAGUAAAAAUAACAGAAUCAGACUUGUUAAGGUCCGGGGCUCUGUGUUUUGGAGUAACUAGAUGAAUAAAAAUGUACGACACAGAAGCACUCUGUUAUAUGGAUUCGUGAGAUUUAGAUUUAAUGAAAUCCUGCUACCUAUUAAAGUAAAAGCUACUUUCAGACGGGCAUUUUUGAGAAUAAAAGUAUGCUCUUUGGUUGUGAAGGGCGCUUCUGAGUGGUUUCUGUUUCGUUUUUUUUUCUAAAAAUACUUAACUUUCAGACACCUAAAAAUAAAGAGACAUAUUUCUCAGAU